Molecule: messenger RNA, 4832 nt
Organism: Meriones unguiculatus (Mongolian gerbil)
Lineage: Eukaryota; Metazoa; Chordata; Mammalia; Rodentia; Muridae
Gene: Oprk1
Product: opioid receptor kappa 1
Exons: 4
Coding region: 272-1414 (380 amino acids)
Biological process (GO): G protein-coupled opioid receptor signaling pathway; sensory perception of pain; neuropeptide signaling pathway
Cellular component (GO): neuron projection; membrane
Molecular function (GO): dynorphin receptor activity; neuropeptide binding
Source: RefSeq, a predicted model, not a curated record
GGGGAGGCCAGCCAGGCUGCUCUCAGCCUGCUGGUCCCCUGAGCCCGACCACGUCUUGGCUGCAUCCCUCCCGGCAGAGCAUCCAAUUCCAGCCGUGGGAGCCACUCACUCCCUGAGCUCGAGGAUGUGACCCAUCAAGGCAGAACAGCCACUCAGGAGGUAAAGUGGCGACCUGGAAGGCUGACGGUGAAUUAGGACGCUAGGUCUCCUAUCCGCGAUUGGGAGCCCCGCAGGUGCCACCGCUCCUCGCUUUCCAGCGGCAACCCUCACCAUGGAGUCCCCGGUCCAGAUCUUCCGCGGGGAGCCAGGCCCCACCUGCGCCCCGAGUGCUUGCCUACUCCCCAACAGCAGUGCCUGGGUCCCCAACUGGGCAGAAUCGGACAGCAAUGGCAGUAUGGGCUCUGAGGACCAGCAGCUGGAGCCCGCGCACAUCUCUCCGGCCAUCCCUGUUAUCAUCACCGCUGUCUACUCUGUGGUGUUCGUGGUGGGCUUGGUGGGCAAUUCGCUGGUCAUGUUUGUCAUCAUAAGAUACACGAAGAUGAAGACAGCAACUAACAUCUACAUAUUCAACCUGGCUUUGGCGGAUGCCUUGGUUACCACCACCAUGCCCUUCCAGAGCACCGUCUACUUGAUGAAUUCUUGGCCUUUCGGAGAUGUUUUGUGCAAGAUCGUCAUCUCCAUUGACUACUACAACAUGUUUACCAGCAUAUUCACGCUGACCAUGAUGAGUGUGGAUCGCUACAUUGCCGUGUGCCACCCGGUGAAAGCUUUGGACUUCCGAACGCCUCUGAAAGCCAAGAUCAUCAACAUCUGCAUCUGGCUCCUGUCAUCAUCCGUUGGCAUAUCGGCAAUAGUCCUUGGAGGCACCAAAGUCAGGGAAGAUGUGGAUGUCAUCGAGUGCUCCUUGCAGUUUCCUGAUGAUGACUACUCCUGGUGGGACCUCUUCAUGAAGAUCUGUGUCUUUGUGUUUGCCUUUGUGAUCCCGGUCCUCAUCAUCAUCGUCUGUUACACCCUCAUGAUCCUGCGCCUGAAGAGCGUGCGGCUCCUCUCCGGCUCGCGGGAGAAGGACCGCAAUCUCCGCCGCAUCACCAAGCUAGUGCUGGUAGUGGUUGCAGUCUUCAUCGUCUGCUGGACUCCGAUCCACAUCUUUAUCUUGGUGGAGGCUCUGGGCAGCACCUCCCACAGCACGGCCGCCCUCUCCAGCUAUUACUUCUGCAUCGCCUUGGGUUAUACCAACAGUAGCCUGAAUCCUGUCCUCUAUGCCUUUCUUGAUGAAAACUUCAAGCGGUGUUUUAGGGAUUUCUGCUUCCCUAUUAAGAUGCGAGUGGAGCGACAGAGCACCAACAGAGUCAGAAACACAGUUCAGGAUCCUGCUGCCCUGAGGGAUGUGGAUGGGAUGAAUAAGCCAGUAUGACUAGUCGUGGAGAUGUCUUCUUACAGCUCUCCAGGUCGAGACGAGUUCAAUGAUCUUGGCUUAACCCAGAUUACCACUGCAGUCUGAAGUGGAAAGAUGAGGCAUUCCAUAAUUUAGAAAUGUCAUGCUCUGAAGUCUUAAGGUGCAGGGAGCAUUAGUGAUCUAGCUGAGUAGGGGCAGGAAGUCUGAAGAACAGAGCACAGCAGGUCCUGGCAACAAUACACCUCUUUCCUAGGACAGAGAAGCCAAUGUAAUUUCAACCCUUUGAUAAACAAAGCCAAGACUCUUUCUUGUGGUUCCUUUGGAUUAGUGUACCUCCAUCUGUGUGGCCUUCCUAUGCAACAUAGUUCCAAAGCUCUGGAGAAGAAAAUACAGGGAAAAAAAAGCAAAGCAAAACCUCUGGAUCCAAAGCUUAGAUGACACCCAAUCUGCCUGGCAGAAACAAUCUCAGUUAGAAUGAGGCCAUCUCAAGGCUCAUACCCAGCCCACUGUCUGCUGGGUGAGCAUGUCUCAUGUGUGAAAAGAGUGCAUCUUAGGAAGAACUUGGAUUCAUACUCAUGAUGCCGAACAACUGCACAGUAGUACAAAGCAUCAUCUUUCAUUAGUGAACUCGUUUGAAGUUGUGAAUGCUCUUUUCUCACAGUGUCUAAUGCCUUGAAAACUACAGUUGCUACAUAAGAUCUUUGGUUUUUAGCAUGCUAUUCAGGUAGAUAAUCUUCUGAGAAAACAUGAACUGAUAUUAAGAAGUAUGAAGCGUAAAUACCAACAAAGUUUGUGUAGUUUCAUCUGUAAAUAGUAGCCUGUGUGUAUAUAAGGACUAGGCUUCCUGUCCAGCCAGCACAUUUCUCGAGGGUGCAGUAGUGAUACCUCUCGAGACAUGGAGAGUUGAUGCUGAGCUAGUUUGCUGGAAUAUAAGCUACUCUCUGGGACUCCGUCAUGGUGUGAUUUCCUCUGGAUUCUCCAAACAUCAUUCACUCUAACACUGCUCAUAACUUGGCAUUAAUAAAUCCCCAGCGUUUAAAUUUACUCUAAGAUGGUAGCUUUGGUUGAAUCUACUUUGUGGUAGCAUCUGCUGGUAGACAAGCACCUAAUGUCAGAUUCUCUACUCAGGUAGAAGGAGUUGUUUUGACCAUAUGAAUCAUCAAAUGUUAUGUUCUAGCUUUCUACAGGAAAUAGAAUUGUUCCCACAUGUAUGCUGAAGAAGGAAACAAGACUAGGUAGCUGAGAAGAACUUGCAUGGUCUUGGGUAAGGGUGUACCUGGGGAGACUACCGUCUGAGAAGCCCAUUUAGGAUAAUUUUGCUAAAUCUUCCAAAUGACAUAUAAAUUCCCCUUUCUGUUCUUUAAAACUUACAGUUCAGAGAUAAUGAGGGUUGUUUUUUUUUUUUUUUUUUUUUUUUUUUUUUUUUUUUUUUUUUUUUUGUAAUUUGCCUUGAAAGACGAAAAAGAUAAUUUAAAAAUAAUGCCUAUUUCUAAGCUUAUUCAUGGUCAGGACAGCACCCCUUGGAGUCUAAUAGAGCAUUUAAUGUGUGGACCUCAAUACUGCAAGCAGAGUUCCAUCUGUGAGUUCUCACCACCAGCUGGCUCCCUGGUGCUGCUCCCUCUCUCUCUCUGUAGACUGAAGCCUGUAUGAAGGAAGGUAUGAGACACUCUGCAGAGUCACUGCCAUUAUGGUUAUCUCCAUUUGAAACUUUUAUGCUACUGAGCUCAGUGGUGAACAGUGACCUUGCAGAGAUAUUUCUUAAUGGAAAUGGAAUAUUCUCCUGAGUAUUUCUUAAAUUUCCUUGAUGUUCUGGAAUUCUUUUGUAAUGCCACAAAGCUGUAAUUUAUGAAGCAAAAGGUGUCCAUGUAGAUUUAAGCAUGAAGGCUAACAGAGGAAGACAGACAUAUAAAAAAGGUACAGAUGCAUGCCCUGGAGUGGACACAAACUUGUAAAAAGCAUUAUUAUUAUUAUUAUUAUUAUUAUUAUUAUUAUUAUUAUUAUUAUUUUCCACAUGAGGGUGAGCAUUAUGGCAUCCAUGCAGAGGUCAGAGGACAAUUUUGCACAGUCAGUUCACUCCUUUUCUUUUACAUGGAUUCUGGGGUUGGAACUCACAUCAUCCAGCUUGCAUUAUCAGGUGUUAUGAGCCUUUACUCACUGAGCUGUCUUGCCAGACCAGGGCAUGUUUUUUUGUUUUUUUGUUUUUGUUUGUUUGUUUGUUUUAAGAGAGAGUCACUACCCUUGCAUUCUUAUAACUGAAUAUAUAGAUAAGAAUGGCUUAAAUAUUGGGCAACCUUAACCCAAUAGGUAAAAACUUUGGCUGUUAUACAUAUGAGACAUCCAUGUGGACAAAACAGUUCUGGGACAGAUCCCACUGAAACGGAGUAGAAAAGCUUCUACAGCAUGGUAAGAUACCGAAGCUGUUGGUAGAUUUUUUUUCCCCAGUACAAAAUACAAUGUAUUCACCACACCAUCAUGGAAUGGAGUUAUAAUAGUGACUUCUUUAACGCUCCAUAUGCUCUCUGAACAGUUCUGCUUCCUACAUUUAUUGAUACAUAAAUCUGAAUCCCAUGGAGGGAGUCAUAUAAAGUAAGUAGCUUUACUUCCCUGAGAUGUAUCCUGAGCUUCCUCAUGACCUUCAGACUGAAAGUAACAAAUAGAUGGGAGCCUUUUGGUGGCUCUAGUUUAAAGACUGAUAAACAGACUCAUACACUGGAAGGAGAGAAUCAAUUACAUAUGUGUGCUUUAUGGUUGAAUUAUAGGCAGGUGUGUGUAUAUGUGAAAGAGAGCAGGUGCAUACAUGUGUGUGCACAUGUGCUUGAUGCUAGGAAGCAGUGAUCAUACUGCCAUGCUUGAUCAUCACAGUGCUUUUAUCUAACCAAGCAGCCCUCAAGUGGCUCACCAUAUCUGAGUUUCCCAGAAGGCUUUUCCAUUAAAGAAGGUGUUGCUGGCUAUGUCUAUGAUCAUGGGAUCAACUCUGUCUGGACUCCAUCCUCCCACUCUAGUGGAAACUUUUGAAAAACAAAAAAUGUUUAAAGAGAAAUCAAGAAUUUUUGAGAAAAUGUUUUAAUUUUGUGAUGAAUAUGUGAGACAGUUAUUAAGCUUGUAUCCAAUAAUUUAUAGAUAUUCCAUCUCAUGGGGUGUAAGAUGAGUAAAGUGAAAGAAUACAAGUUUUAAAUGAAAGAAUUUUAAGGAAAAUCUAUGACAAGGUUGUGUGUUCAUCCUAUAAGGUUUAUUUUUCAAAUAAGAAUUGUUUUAAUGGCUUGGUAUCAAUAUGAAAGUCCCUCAAGGUUACAAAUUGGCUCAGACCAUGAAAAUUUUGCUCUCAGAAUGAAAAGUGUGUUCUUUACCAUACGGAUAUUAUUUAUGUCUUAUAGUGUUAGAGGCUAAUCAUACAUUGUGUAUAUGAUUGUGUGCCUUGCAAUAAAACCAAAAUUGU